GCGCGCCAACCUAGAGCCCCGCCCUUCCGCGGGCGUCGCGCCGCCGAUGACUGAGCCGCCAUGGAGCCGGCCUUGCGGCUGGGAGCGGGUAUCUCCAAACAGGAAAUUCGUGAAAAGAUUUGGGAUUACAUGGAAGCACAAAAUAUAGCUGACUUUCCAAGGCCUGUCCAUCAUAGGAUUCCUAAUUUCAAGGGUUCUUCUCAUGCUGCUGAAAGGCUGCUGCAUUUACAGGAAUUUAAAAGGUCUAGCACUGUUAAAGUAAAUCCUGAUGCUCCCCAGAAGAAUGCCCGCUUCCUUGCACUCGAUGGCAGAAAAACUUUGUUAGUUCCUACACCACGACUGAGAACGGGAUUAUUUAAUAAGAUUGUCCCACCACCUGGAGCAACAAAAGAAAUCUUGAGAAAGUGUGCCACUUCUCAGGGUGUAAAAAACUACAGCGUACCUAUAGGUUUGGAUUCUAAAGUCCUUAUGGAUUUGAUAGUGGUGGGAUCAGUGGCUGUUUCUGAAAAAGGAUGGAGAAUUGGGAAAGGAGAAGGUUAUGCUGACAUGGAAUAUGCAAUGAUGGUAUCCAUGGGAGCAGUCAGGGAGGAGACACCCGUAGUAACCAUUGUGCAUGACUGCCAGGUGAUUGAUAUACCUGAAGACCUGAUUGGUGCUCAUGAUCUAACUGUGGAUUACAUCCUCACUCCUACCAGAAUAAUUGUGACCGGCUGCACAAAACCCAAGCCACAGGGCAUCAUAUGGUCCAUGAUCAGUGAAGAGAUGAUGGAAAGAAUCCCGAUCUUAAAGAAUCUUCGUUUCCGAGAGAAGCAAGCAGGGAAAGAUGUCACCUUACAGAAGACACACCCGGCACAUUUGAAAAACAGCCAGAGGCAAGGACCCCUUCAGAAUGCUGGACAGAUUGCCUCUGACAGUCUUGCAGAUGUGGCCCAUUCUGCCCACUGUGACAAUGAGCAUGGAACUUCAAAAGCAGAGCCCUCCAGUGUCACCACUGUCUAUGUGGGUAAUAUUCCCAAGGAUGCUAGAGUGAGUGAUCUGAAGAGAACUCUUCGGGAGUACGGUGCAGAACCUUUGAAGCUGAAUUGGCAAGGGACACAGGGCCGGGCUUUCCUUGAUUACAAGGACCUAACAACUGCGGAAAGUGUCAUCUCUUCCUUGAAAGAUUUAAACUUCAGUGGGAAUACUCUAUGGGUUAAAUUAGCUAAGAAGCAAAAAUGAUCAAAUAGUGGUAAAGGGGAAAGCGUGUCUUUUCUCAUUGUAAAAGUUUGGGCUGACAUUUAAAUAUUUUUCCUCGUUUGAAGAACAGUGACAUUGGAGGAUGACAUGUCUGAAUCCCAAGCAAGGCCAGAGUACCCUGUAAAUCACUUUCUGUUCUUAAGAGAUCAUAUUGAUACUUGGUACUUCGUACUUACAUUUCUCAAGCCAAGGUUAGGAUGUCACAGGAGUUAAUAGGACUUUGGUGCCUCCCAUUUUUCUGAUGACUGGAAAAUAAAGUAUAAAAAUCA
Messenger RNA from Antechinus flavipes (yellow-footed antechinus), 1505 nucleotides. RefSeq names its product methenyltetrahydrofolate synthetase domain containing (gene MTHFSD). The record is from RefSeq and is a predicted model, not a curated record. Gene Ontology annotation, cellular component: cytoplasm. NCBI's taxonomy places the organism in Eukaryota, Metazoa, Chordata, Mammalia, Dasyuromorphia, Dasyuridae. Gene Ontology annotation, molecular function: RNA binding. Bases 61 to 1218 code for a protein of 385 amino acids. The transcript has 8 exons.